AUGGCUCUGGUAGAUAUACCGCUUUACAUGAUUGGUCACAGUGGUUCUAUCCUUGGGGUUAUUGCGUUGUCCUUUGCCAUCUUCCUAAUACAGUAUGCGAUUCAAAGUCGCCGACCAAGAAAUUUCCCCCCUGGUCCUAAAGGACUUCCUAUCAUUGGCAAUCUUCACCAGCUGCCCCUAAAGAAGUUUUAUCUAAGGCAGACAGAAUGGUCCAAGAAAUAUGGCAGCAUCGUCGGGUUCAAGAUAGGCCCUCAGAACGCCGUGGUUCUGAGUGACUACCGUCACGUUAAAGAACUCUUCGACAAACGCGGGGGAAUAUACUCCGGUCGCCCCGAACAAUAUGCCGGCCAACAGAUCAUCUGCCCCGAUAAUAUCCAUAUGCUGCUAGCCCAGUACGGUCCCACAUGGAGAUUAAUGAGAAAAGCCAUGCAAGGCUUAUUGAAUAUCAACGCUAUCGAUGCAUUGCAUCCAAUCCAACUAGCCGAAGCUACGCAAACAAUGUCUCACCUGCUCGACGACCCCGAGGGCUACUACGAUCACAUUCGGCGCUAUUCCACCUCUGUAAUUCUAGCAUCAGUCUACAGCCAGAGAGGCGAGAGCUUCCAGUCACCCAAAGUGCAGAAUCUAUAUAAUUCACAGUAUCGCUUUAGUCGGAUUUUGGAACCUGGUGCCACGCCACCUGUGGAUGCUUUCCCGUUCUUGAGAAGACUGCCUGAGUUUCUCAGUCCUUGGAAAACAGAAGCAAAGGAGAUUCGACAGAUACAAAGCUCUCUUUAUUUCAACCUCGUGAAGGAGACAAAGGAACGACGCAGCAAGCAUGACUUAGAGCCUUGCUUCAUUGAGAAGCUUCUCGACGAUCAAGAGAGAAAUGGCCUCAAUGAUGCGCAAAUUGCUUAUCUGGGAGGCACUUCGAUGGAAGCUGGAUCGGAUACCACUUCAGCCGCAUUACUUACUUUCGUUCUUGCUAUGACUCAACACCCAGAAUCCUUGAAGACCCUGCAAACAGAACUUGACCGUGUGUGUGGCACUGAUAGAUCGCCAAACUUCGAUGACCUGGAUCAGUUGAAAUACACACGGGCAUGUAUGAACGAGGUUCUACGAUGGCGUCCAGUUGCACCCGCUGCCGUUCCUCACAUGUUAACCCAGGACGACACCUACGAGGGCUAUGUGUUGCCCAAGGGAACGAUUGUCUUCAUAAACGCUUGGGCCAUUCAUAUGAAUGAAAGCGAAUAUGACGAGCCGGAAAAAUUUAUGCCGGAGCGCUUCAUGGGCAACAAAUUUGGCUGCAAGGACCAGGAUGAUUCAGACGAUCAUCGCAGAAUAACAUACAAUUUUGGAGCAGGUCGUCGUGUCUGUCCUGGUCAACGGCUAGCCGAAAAUUCAGUGGUAGCUUCUUAA
Messenger RNA from Penicillium pulvis, 1398 nucleotides. Its product is annotated as cytochrome P450. The transcript is spliced from 6 exons. The coding region runs from base 1 to 1398 and encodes 465 amino acids. Gene Ontology annotation, molecular function: iron ion binding; heme binding; monooxygenase activity. Lineage: Eukaryota; Fungi; Ascomycota; Eurotiomycetes; Eurotiales; Aspergillaceae. The record is from RefSeq and is a predicted model, not a curated record.